AUGGCACAACUGCCCACGCGGUUCCCAUGCUGGUGCCGAGCGAUAUAUUCUUGGGGUGGGGAAUCAACAAAAGAUUUGGGAUUUGUUGAAGGCGAUUUGAUCGAAUGCUUGAACGCGGGCGACGGACAAUGGUGGAUGGGUCGAUUGCGCCGAGAUAGGCGCGCGGUGGGACUGUUUCCCUCCAACUUCGUCGAGCUUCUGAGUGAGGAUUUUGUGCCCGUGAGUCGCGAUACCAGUCCGAUGGUGCUGGCGGGCUCUUCGCCGAUCAACAACCCCACCUUCGCCCCGAAAAAGCAAAAGACCGUGUGGCGAAAACCAUUCCAGGCGCACAAGGAAGCCUCGUCGCCGGCUGCAGUGGCCCGCCGGGCAACUGAAUCCAGCCCAUCUGCCCCCGCGAUCCCACAAACACCACCUCGAGAUGGGGCGGUUCCGAGAAGCACGAAACCAUUACGCACACAUGCUUCAGCAGUGAAGAAUCAAGGGUCAGGUUCGCGGCCCUCGUCAGUGUCCUCCCGGCCCUCGUCGCGUGGGGCCUCUCCACGUGCAUCCGUUGAGCCUGAAAGGUCGCCUUCCUCGAUGUUACCCAGAGGGAGUGUGUCGUCUUCGCGUCAUUCGUCCACCGAGCCCUCUCCAUAUCAGUCGCAGGAGCGUCCGCUCACCAUGAUACCCAGGGGCAGUGUGUCGUCUUAUCGGACUCUAUCGCGCGAACCGUCCCCUAUGGUGCCCGCGCAAGAUCAUUCAUCUGCCAUUGUCCCGCAGGGUAGUGUGUCGUCUUACCGAGCUUCGUCUCGUGAACCAUCGCCAUUGCAAAUGCAGGAGUACCCGCCUUCCACUACGCCGCAAGGAAGUGUUUCUUAUCGUGGUUCUUCGCGUGAACCAUCUCCAUUGCACAUGCAGGAGUAUGCUCCCGCAAAUGUUUCCUACGGUGGUACACAAUCAUAUCAACUUCCAUCCCGAGAACCAUCGCCUUUAAUGAGACAAGAGUAUGCGCCGGCGCCUAUGACCCAUGGCAGUAUCUCAGGACAUCGUGGUCCUUCGCGAGCGCCGUCUCCGCUGCCUAUGCCAGACCGAACCCCUGCCCCCAUGCAACAUGGAGGCUACUCACCCUACCGCCCGUCGUCUCGUGAGCCAUCUCCAUUACAGAUGGAGGAAGAGCGUGAGGAUUCUCCACCUCCUCCACCGCCGCCCCCACACAGAGUAGCUAUAAGUCGCGGUGACUCCCAUUCGCCAGCGCCCCCAAUGCAUUCCCACGCACGCAGUCCCUCACCACAACCUCAAAUGUAUCAUUCACGCAAUCGUUCGCCACAUCCACCUAUGCACUCUUCUCAUCAUCGGGAUGUUUCUCCCCAACCUCCAAUGCAUCAAUCACGGAGUCAUUCGCCACAGCCGCCCAUGCACGACCACCACCGGCGUACUCCCUCCCCUCAGCCGCCUACCCGCUCGCGGCAGUCACGAUCACCUGCCCCUCUGCCCAUGAAUGACCGCUAUGUGAUAUUUGAUCGAACUCCAUCCCCAAGCGCAGCCUCGACACGCUCUGCGCUUUCAGCGACUUCGGGGCAGUCCGAAAUGCAUGGAAACACCCCGUCGCCUCUUCGGGAUGCGAUGGAAGAUGUGAUGACUUCAUUAGAGGAUAUGGGACUUCCGCGCGGUGCUCAACCUCCUUCUCCCACACCUCAGUUCCAUGACCCUUGGGCGCCAGAGGAAUUCGAUACAUCACAAGAACGAACUCCUCAGGCUAGUAAACGCCGGCCGUUAACAUCUAUGGGCUUCGAUGGAUACAAAGCACAGCCCCAGAGCGCACUUGGCCACAGAAACAGCGUGUAUGAACAAUAUGCGGACGGUCCGCCUCAACUGAACAAUUACGUGCAAAGAAUGGAGAGCCGUCUACGGCAAUUAGAAGAUCAGAACCGGUCUUCUGAGGACUCAAAGCCUCUCCCGGAGGACGACGAUGGGCCUCCUCCGCCUCCUCCUAAGCAUGCAACUUACCAUCCACGAAACAACUCACUGCCAGGAGGGAACUAUCAGCAUUUGCAUAAUCGACGUUCCGGCCACAAUCUUCGAGGAGAUAUUCUCAACCGGUCCUUCACCAACAAGUCCAGUGCAACUAACUCAUCUGCUGGUGUUCAAAGCAAUGGCACAUCGAUGACUAACAGCACAGAUAAGACCGGCCAGAGCGUCAUGAGUGGAUUCUCCGCAGGAGGAUUCAGCGCAACGAGCGCGGGCAGCUUUGCUCGACGAGGAGGUCAUGAGAGGCCGAACACAGCGAUGGACACGGUGCGGUCUCGAGGCUUCAGUGACGCACGCCCAGAAACGCCUUUCACCGGAGUUUCCUACCACUCCAGUCACAACUCUUCUCGUCAAGGCGCGUCUUCGGCCAUUCCAUGGUCAUCAACAGUGGAUCAGACGGACCACAGUGCAAUCUUCGGUGGUCUCUCUACCCCGAAGACCAAGAAACAAGGUUUCUUCAAGAAGAUAUUUGAAACGGCUAAGACCGGUGCGGCUAGCGCGAGGAGCAGUAUCUCAGCUCAUGGAGACCGAUCUGGAUCACCGAGCAAGAGUCAAAGAGGCAUAGAUGUGGUGUCGCCUCUUCUCACAUCCCAGUCAAACCGCGACAGUGCUCGGGAUAUGCCCGGCACUAGCACGCUUGAUUGGGUACAGGUUCGUCGCGACGUCAAUCGUGCCUCUUCGCCUAGCCGAAAUGAAAGAGUGGAAAGGGCAGAGCGUUGUCAAAUGCACGAUCACCCUGUGAUUUAUUCCGUUGAAGAAUUGUAUGAUACUGCGGAUGGCGAGGAAAGCAUUGAUGGGCAGCCGAUUACCGAGCCCACGAAUUUCAAUGCAGCCAAUUUGACCCUCGUUGACAAGAGCGCGCGCUUCAUCAGCAGUCUGCCGCCAUUGACAAACCCCGUGAGCCUUGCCCAGUCCUACAUCUGCCGGCCAUACAAGAGCGACGUCCAACGCCUGCGGGCCAUCUUCACAUGGGUCAGCGAGAAGAUCGCUUGGGAAGAGCCAGUUGAUGGUCUCGAGGUCGACAUGAAAAGACUGCUGCAGGCUAAACGCGGAACUCCGGAAGAGAUUGCGCUGCUGGUCCAUGAAAUGUGCGCGGCUGUUGGUCUCCACACCGAAAUCAUUCGAGGAUUUUUGAAGACUCCCGGAGAUGUUCUCGAUCUGGACAGCCUUUCCCGCCCGAAUCAUUGGUGGAACUCGGUCCUCGUCGAUGGCGAAUGGCGCUUCAUGGACUGUGCCCUUGCCAAUCCUACAAACCCAACAAGAAGCAACUUCAUCACCAACAAUUCUUCCGUCGCAGAGAGCUGGUACUUCCUCGCACGUCCCCUUGAGCUUUGCUACACGCACGUCCCGCAAUACCCAGAAGAGCAGCACAUCUGCCCGCCAAUUUCACCGGAUGUUCUGCUCGCCUUACCCGCAGUGUGUCCACCAUUCUUCAAGCUUAACGUACAAGUACCAGACUACGAUACCAGUCUUCUCCGCAUUGAAGGGUUAGAAGUGAUGCAAAUCCGCAUGGUUUUGCCGCCGGAUGUUGAAUGCGCCGCAGAGGUUGAAGCGCCCGCCUUUGCCCGUGAUGCAGACGGCGACUUCUUCGAGAGCGGAGACAUCGUGCGGAAACGUGCAUUGGUCCAGCCUGACUGGUUCCGAGGCCAAAAGCGCAUCACCAUCAAGGCUGUUCUCCCCGGCGACGAAGGUCAGGGUGUGCUGAAGAUCUACGCCGGCAAGAAGGGACUGAUGCACACCAGCCGAGAUAUCCCACAUCCUCUGGCACUGGCCUUGCCCAUGCUCCAUACGGGCGAGAAUCCCUCUUAUGACUUUGUGCUUCGUCACCCUACCCCUCACGCGCAGAGACACGACCUAUACAUCAUGCAGCCUCAAUGCUCACGCCUAGCGGUAAACAAUACCUUCGUGUUCGCAGUCAGACAGCACCCCUCUGCCCCUGGCUCCGCGCAAGACGACAAAGCCUCAAAUGGUCGAGGAUCACCAACCUCUGUUUUCAACCGUCCUUCCAGUGCUUUGAGUAUGGUAUCCAGCAAUGCAGGAGGAUCGACGGUCUCUGGGGCGUCCAAUGAGUUCUCCGCGUCUACCUCGGCUAUCUCAUCAGGCAAAUCCACAUCGGGACGUGAUAAAGCAGCGAAGCUGGCGAUUCAGUCUCCGUCUGGCAAGAUUCUUCGUCUCACCCGCAAGGCUGAUCAUAUGAUCGGCGGUGACACAGGUGCUGAAACGAUGACCGAUGCCGCUGCCGAGGGCAGUGUAUGGGAAACCGUCAUCAAGAUCGGUGAGCGCGGCAUGUGGCGUGGCUUGGUGCUGGCCGAUCGAGCUGCCCGGUGGUGUGUAUUUUGCGAAUGGGAAUGCGUUUGA
Messenger RNA from Penicillium olsonii, 4365 nucleotides. Lineage: Eukaryota; Fungi; Ascomycota; Eurotiomycetes; Eurotiales; Aspergillaceae. The record is from the annotation of a GenBank genome assembly.